UUAAUAAAUUUACAUCUUUAAUGAAACUUACCUUUCUUCAUUUAUUUUUGUGCGUGUCAUCACUUUAUGUUUUAAAGGAAGCGUAAUUUCCUUUUUGUUUGAAUUGUUUAAUUAUGCCAUGUUAUAAUUUCCCCGUUGACAGACGCACCCCAUGAUUUAUUCAUCCAUGGUAUCGCCCACAUCGCUGCUCACCUCAAGCCGCUUGUGUGAGUUCCUGAAAUCAAUCGCCAGCAGGAUAUAAAUUUACGCUUGGUUUUCAGCUUUGUGACCUCCAGAAAGACAGGAUCAACCGGGUUUUUCUGGGCUCCUGCGGCGUGAUCGGAAAUCGACGGCGCAUGAAGAGUCUGGAGUCAGGGAAAAAAUCGGGGCACACCAAGGCACAGACAACAGGGAUACAAAAUAAAUACUGUUCUCCCCAUCCAAAAUGGGGAAUUUGCUCUCAUUUAAAUCAAAAGAAGAAAAGUUGAAGGAGGUGGCUUGUCAGCUUUAUGACCAUACAAUGCACAAUAAGGUGUAUGGUGACCCCCUGCUUCCAGAUGUCAGCAUUGACAAGUCCCUUCUGGAAUUUUCCCAUCAAAAUUCAAUUUCCUUACUUUACAGCAAGUUCUCUGUACAGCUUCAGUGCAGUGACUGGCAAGAACAACUGAAAAGACUUGGAAGCAAAGUUCCCGGUCUUGUGAAAGAUGCGGGUACCAAGCUUGCAUCCUACACACCCUUUCCCCUUGCUGUAGGUCUUGGUGCCAUUGUAAUUUCAAUGUUGUGUGAGAAGAUUUUGGACUUUCACAAAAGUGACUCAGAGAGCAGUGCACUGUUGCUGCUGCAGAGGAUUUUUGCUGAGGAGAAGGAGAUGGAGGUCAAAAACCUGAUGGAGGAAUAUCUGAAGCGCCACAUGAUGUAUGUCUUUGAUAUGAAGAAGGUGCAAGAGGAGUUAGUGACCAUGGAGCGCCAACUGAGCUUCCAGCUCACUCGUCUGAAGAACUCAAUGAAAGAUGGCAACAUGAGUUCCCGUUCCCUCAAGAUCUGGGUCAAUGGUGCUGCCUUCCAUGUCCAAAUGCUCAUCCACUUGGUGCGUCUUGGGCAGGGGGACAGCACACCAGUCCAAGCUGCCAUUCAGAGCUACCAGGAGGACGUAGAAGUACUACUGAACCGAUACAAGGAGUAUAAAGCCACCACCAUUAUAAUAGAGCAUUCCCCAUUUGCACUCUUCUACAUUGUGAAGAAUUUCACUGAAACAGUCAGCGGUAUUAAACCUGCUGGUUUUUUGUUAGGGACGGUGGCAGGUGUUUUAACCCCAAUACCUGCUAUUUAUUUUAAUUUUUAUAGAAUUAAGGACAAAGAACUGGGGAAAGAAGUGUUCCAAAUCUCAGUCGUUGACCUGUAUUCAGACAAUGACAAACGUGCCCUUACAGAAGCUUUCUUGGAUCACAUGUUCUCCAAUUUUGAGCAGAUCACCAGACUGAAGGAGUACUUCUCAACUACUGCCAACAAUCUGGACAAACUUAUAGCUGAACAGGGAGACUUUGAUAUUUUAAAAGUUUCUCCAUCUCUGGAGUCCACUGAUGAUGGAGAAGAGGUGACCAGCACUGAUGAAAAGGAUGAGAAAGAGAGCACCAGUCAGAAGGGUAAGUCUCGUGCUACGUACACAAAAAAAGAAUCUGGUAAUGAAGAAUGGAAUGAAACAUCACCGUCUGUGGAAAAGGUGGAGAAGAUGAAUCCUGCAUUAAACAGUGUGAUGAGAAGCUAUUGAGUGCUCUGACUAAACGGACUGAUUUCAUCAUAUUGUUCAUCUUGAUGAAAUACUCAUAAUGCAUUGUUGUGUUGUUUCAUCAUCAUCAAGACCUUCCACCCCUCCUGGGGCAUAAGCCACCAGCAAGGGCUUUCCAGGUGUCUCCCAAGAGUUGUGAUGUCUUGUAGUUCAGUAGCUGGCCCCACACCCAAUCCUCCUCCUUUCUCAGCCAGGCUUGGGACCAUCCAUGGCAAAGUUCAUGUGUUGAUUAGUGAUUUUUAAAUCUAAAACUUGAGAAGAGGACUUCAAGUAGCAUACAAGAAUGAAUCAUGCUCUUAAAAUAAAGUUGAUAAGCUGGUGAUGGACUGGCAUCCCAUCCAGUGUGUGCCUCAUCUUAGACCCUAUGGUUUCCAUAACCUUUCCCACAUCACAGCUGGGUCAUUGUACUCUUUUCUGGGAAUCUCCAGAACUGCACCUGAACAGUAUGCAAAGUUGGUACAAUCUUACCAUAGAAGACAUUUUGUGGCAAAAAGGUGGUUCCACUUUUUUAAUGUGUGGGGACUGAAUACUUAUGCAAACGGUAUAGUUCCAGUUUUAAUUUUUUAACAUAAAAGUAACAUCACCUUAAAACAGAGUUUGUGUGUUUUAGAAUAUCACAGAGGAGAAAGUUUCAAGGUAUUAGUGAUUUGGUAAAGUUAUAAAAUUGGGGAUUUUAAUACUUUUGUAAGGCAUUGUGUCUAAAGCCUGAGCAGGGAUAUUCUGUUUACUAAUUACCUGUAUUUUAUACUGAUUAGCACAGUUUUUCCAAACAACUGAUUAAUCAAUAUACAGAGUGACUUUUUCCAUCCAACACAAUUUACUUUGUCAUACUUGUCAUCAUCAUGAUAACUUUCUUUAGUGAAACUGCCUCAGAGAACAAGUAAAAUAAUGAUGUUUUGUGAUAAAGUUAUGAUUGUUGGAAUCUUCCAUAGUCACCCAUUGAGU
Scleropages formosus (Asian bonytongue) is the source of this 2710-nucleotide messenger RNA. RefSeq lists its product as uncharacterized. The coding region runs from base 425 to 1747 and encodes 440 amino acids. The transcript has 3 exons. NCBI's taxonomy places the organism in Eukaryota, Metazoa, Chordata, Actinopteri, Osteoglossiformes, Osteoglossidae. The record is from RefSeq and is a predicted model, not a curated record.